Messenger RNA from Plasmopara halstedii, 279 nucleotides. RefSeq lists its product as uncharacterized. Bases 1 to 279 code for a protein of 92 amino acids. The record is from RefSeq and is a predicted model, not a curated record. NCBI's taxonomy places the organism in Eukaryota, Oomycota, Peronosporomycetes, Peronosporales, Peronosporaceae. The transcript is spliced from 2 exons.
AUGAAAGGAGACAAGCUGAUGGUGCGAUGGGUGGGACCUUUUCGCAUUGUACAAGAACUCCUUACCAGUUUCCUGAUUGAACACUUGCUGACGAAGGAAACGUUUGACGUUCACGCGAUCCGACUAAAAAAUUACGCGGAUGACAUGCUCAGUGUGACAGAGGAGCUAAAGCAUCACGUGUCACUUCAAGGGAUCAGCUUGGGAAGUUUCAUGGGAAUCCAUGGGCGGUAUCGUGAAGGCAGUUCGAGAGAUUGUGAAAGCAUUCGUGGAGACGUGUGA